UCGGCGGGCGAGCCGCAAGGUGGGCAGCGGGAGCACCGGCUCCGGGGAGGUUAUAAAAGGCAGGAGCGGGGUCGCUGAGCGGAGGGGAAGCAAAAGGGACCCGCGGGGACCCUCCACGCUCCUGCGCCCGAAGGAUUUUCCCCCCGACGGCAGAAGGAGCCCAGCGGGAGCGGGGCCGGUGCCAGCCAUGCCCCGGGGAGCUGGGCACAGGGGCAGCUAAGGAUGGUGCCCAGCCCACGUCCUACCCUCCUCCUCCUCCUCCUCCUGCUGCAGGUGUUUCUCCUCGGGGACAGCCGGGCUGCAGCCUCCAUCCAGGAGCAGUACUGCGAGAGCCUGGCACCUGCCACCAACCACUCUGGCCCCCAGUGCAAUGCCUCCGUGGAUCUGAUCGGGACGUGCUGGCCCCGCAGCGCCGUGGGACAGCUGGUGGCCCGACCCUGCCCCGAGUUCUUCUACGGUGUGCGGUACAACACCACCAACAAUGGCUACAGGGAGUGCCUCGCCAACGGGAGCUGGGCAGCCCGGGUCAACUACUCCCAGUGCCAGGAGAUCCUCAGUGAAGAGAAGAAGAGCAAGCUGCACUACCACAUCGCUGUCAUCAUCAACUACCUGGGGCACUGCGUCUCGCUGGGGGCCCUCCUGGUGGCCUUUGUGCUCUUCAUGCGCCUGAGGAGCAUCCGGUGCCUGAGGAACAUCAUCCACUGGAACCUGAUCACGGCCUUCAUCCUGCGCAACGCCACCUGGUUCGUGGUGCAGCUCACCAUGAACCCCGAGGUGCACGAGAGCAACGUGGUCUGGUGCCGCCUGGUCACUGCUGCCUACAACUACUUCCACGUCACCAACUUCUUCUGGAUGUUUGGGGAGGGCUGUUACCUGCACACGGCCAUCGUCCUCACCUACUCCACGGACAAGCUCCGCAAGUGGAUGUUCAUCUGCAUCGGCUGGUGUAUCCCCUUCCCCAUCAUCGUGGCCUGGGCCAUUGGGAAGCUCUACUAUGACAAUGAGAAGUGCUGGUUUGGGAAGCGAGCAGGAGUUUACACUGACUACAUUUACCAAGGCCCCAUGAUCCUGGUGCUUCUGAUCAACUUCAUCUUUCUGUUCAACAUCGUCCGAAUCCUCAUGACGAAGCUCCGAGCUUCGACCACGUCAGAGACGAUCCAGUACAGGAAAGCAGUCAAGGCCACGCUGGUGCUGCUGCCCUUGCUGGGGAUCACCUACAUGCUGUUCUUCGUCAACCCCGGGGAGGAUGAGAUCUCCAGGAUAGUCUUCAUCUACUUCAACUCCUUCCUGGAGUCCUUCCAGGGCUUCUUUGUGUCUGUCUUCUACUGCUUCCUGAACAGCGAGGUGCGCUCGGCCGUUCGGAAGCGCUGGCACCGCUGGCAGGACAAACACUCCAUCCGCGCCCGCGUGGCCCGGGCCAUGUCCAUCCCCACCUCCCCCACCCGCGUCAGCUUCCACAGCAUCAAGCAAUCCACGGCUGUGUGAGCCAGGAGACGCCCUGGACGGGAUGGGGGAGAGGAAUUCCCCGCCGUGAGGGUGGCACAGCACGGGGGGCAGGGCUCUCCUAGCCACGGACUCGCUGCGGCCACCACGGGGGAGCUGCACAGCUCCUGCCUGGACCUGCGGGACAGGACACCUGAGAGGCUGCUCACUCACCUCCCUGGCAGUGCUGUGAGCUGCUGGGGUGGAAGAAGGAGCCAGAGGAAGCUGGAGAGGUCGCAGAGGCCUCCCCUGCCCGCUCCAGCCCGGGCACGAUGCCCCUCGUCGCUGCCUCGCUUGAGUUCGUCGCUGCUUUGAGGUGACAGGACACCAGGACGUUGCUGGGACAGCUGAGGGGCUUAAUCCCUGGGAAGGUGGGGCAGCCCUUCCAGUGAGCACGUGCUGGGAUGCUGCUGGUGUUGGAAAACCCUCUGGAGGGGCCAAAGCCCUCUGUGUUGGCAGGGGGUGGAUGGAGAGCCCUGGACUGAUGGCAGACGUUGCUUUACGUGGCUGUGGUUUUGUACCACUGGGAUCACUUGAGCCCUGAGGGGGCUCUCAGUUGAGCCCUGGGGUCAUCUCUGCCACUGGGGUUAUUGGAGCCCUUCCCCUGCCCCAGAUGUCCUGGAACUGCUGCUUGGUCUGACCAGGUCAUUUCUCACCUUGACCCCAAGGCUGGGGUGGAGGGGGGAGCAGUGGGGUGGGAGAGGGCAGGGGACCACACAGAGCACAGGGAUGGUCCCAGGGACCCACAGAGGGGUGGGGGCUGAAGGGAGGCACAAGAAUUAGGUAAUUGUGUGGGGUGGUCCAGCCCAGAGGGGUCCCCAGGUCUCUGCACAGCCCCUGCACCUGGGGCUGACUCCGUGUCCCUGCUCAGGGGGUGGAAAGCUGGAGGAGCCCUGUGGUGGAGGGGUGGCUGAUGUCCCCAGCUACCACAGGGACAUGCUGUGGCUCUGCUCCCCUUUCCCCCUGCCCUGCUUUUCCCUGUGCAGGUGAGCCCAGUGCCAAAGCUGCUCCUCGCUCUCGCACAGGGGGUGGGACCAAACCAUCCCCAGGCUGGGGUUAAGUGCCUUGGAGGAGCAGCAGCCUCCAUCCCUCCCUCCAUCCCUCCCUCCAUCCCUCCCUGCCCAUGCUGGGGACUCCAGAUUGUCCCUGAUCCUCCCCCCUUCCCCAUGCCCUGUUCCACGUGGUCACUGGAAGCAGCUGAGCAGAGAGUGGAGUGGAAGUGGAGGUGUUUGCAUCCUUGGAGCCACCUUUUCCUUGCCCCACAGGAGGUCUGGGGGUGCCUGGUUGGGGGACAGAUGCCAGCAGGGCAUUAUGGGACCAGUCUGCUCUCUGCCUCCCAGGGAUUUUUUUUUUUCCAGUGGGGCCCUACAGGAUGUGGUGUGAGCCCCUUCACACUUCUGUGCCUCAGUUUCCCCACAAUAAAGAACAGGCAUAAGUGUGUCCUGCCCUGGGGAGAUUUAAGCAGCUUUGAAACCACAGUGCUCUGUGAUUUCCUCAGGAUACACCACCAGAAAGGAGUAAAAUCUUUUUUUUUUUAUUUUAUUUUAUUCUUUAAAGGGAAAAACCUGUGGGUUCUUUCUUUAAGCAUUUGAGAAAUUCAGUUGUCUGAAGCCAAAUUCCUCACGUUUCCCUCCCACUUUGAUUUCCCACCUGCAUGUCCACAGUGCAGCUAAAACAGAAACAUCCCAUUUGCCCCCAGUGAUGCACUGGGAGAAGCAACAGCUCCCAGGAUGACACAGUGACCACAGUGAGGGCCACACCCUGCAGAUGGGGCAGGUUUUAGGCUUUGUACAAGUUCAUCCAUCACCAACAGCCCCAGAAAAUGCCCUUAAUCCAAUAUAUGGGUGAGAAAAAGACCCCCAGGGUUAUGCAGUGGGAAAACUGGCACCUCCCAGUUCUGCAGCUGCUCCUGUGAGGAGCAGACUUGUGUCUUCUCUUGUGUCUUGGUUUCUCUGCCAGGUGCUCUGGCAGAUUAAUAAAGAUCUGCUGGAUCUGACGAAGGGGAAACGCCCCAGGGAGCUUUUUUUCAUCAUCCCCACAAGUGACGUCACCAAAAAAACCCCACCACGAUGUGCUACACGUUCAAUUCGGAUUUUCCUAAAGGCCAGGGUCUACAUUUGGUGGGAAAGAAGCUGGAAAUUGAAAAAAAACCAAAGAAAGAAACCCAAACAGAAACACCUGUGCUCGCAUCACCGUUUUUCCCUUCUCCUCUUGGUGGUUUGCUCUGGCUGAUGUGACUUUGCUUUCUGUAGAUGGAGAAGUGUGUGUGUGUGUGUUUUCUCAGUUGAUUAAAACUACUUGGAUUCCUCUCACAAGGA
Messenger RNA from Myiozetetes cayanensis, 3800 nucleotides. Its product is annotated as corticotropin-releasing factor receptor 1. Gene Ontology annotation, molecular function: corticotrophin-releasing factor receptor activity; corticotropin-releasing hormone receptor activity; G protein-coupled peptide receptor activity. Gene Ontology annotation, biological process: adenylate cyclase-activating G protein-coupled receptor signaling pathway; cell surface receptor signaling pathway. The record is from RefSeq and is a predicted model, not a curated record. Gene Ontology annotation, cellular component: plasma membrane; neuron projection. Bases 223 to 1485 code for a protein of 420 amino acids. Lineage: Eukaryota; Metazoa; Chordata; Aves; Passeriformes; Tyrannidae. The transcript has 13 exons.